Molecule: messenger RNA, 660 nt
Organism: Thlaspi arvense
Lineage: Eukaryota; Viridiplantae; Streptophyta; Magnoliopsida; Brassicales; Brassicaceae
Source: the annotation of a GenBank genome assembly
AUGAGUGAACAAAAAAGGCCAAUGUCCGCAGCAGACUACGUCAAGAAUCAACCACAUCUACAAGGCAAACAAAUCACCACCAGCAAUCAAUUCUCUACAUUGGCAGAAUUCCCACAUCUGUCUUAUGCAAAAGUCGUCAACCCAUUACCUCAAAAAACAGCCACCCCUUCCUCUCCACAAAAAACUACAGACCAGAAAUCCUCAUAUGUCCUUAAACAACACCAGCAACACCUCAUUACUACAUCAUUCACCAAACCAAUAUCACUGAAAGACCUUACCCACUUUACCAGUCGUAUAUUUUACGAGGAUAGCCAAUACCUCACCGACAACCUUACAAAAAACCGAACCUUUUUUGAAUUUAUCCUCGUAGAUACCAAGUCAGUUGAAAUAACCCACCAUACAGAUAAAACCAACCCCGAACUUAUAUCCUAUCCCACAUGUAAAAUCCUCAGGAUAUGCAAUCUUCAAGACCUUGGACUCUUUAACUUCCAUACCAGAAAAGACUUUUCUAUUCCCGAGUACCAUAUUUCAGGAUUUACUUACGUAGAUUACCAAAAAGCUUUCCUUCAUACCUUUUACCUACGUACCUAUGACCAUUCUUGGUUUAUCUCUUUUGACUUUCACUGUCCCAAAUUAAUACCCGGAUGGUUCUAUGAAUAG